Colossoma macropomum (tambaqui) is the source of this 5400-nucleotide messenger RNA. Its product is annotated as NACHT, LRR and PYD domains-containing protein 3-like. The record is from RefSeq and is a predicted model, not a curated record. Gene Ontology annotation, molecular function: protein binding; zinc ion binding. NCBI's taxonomy places the organism in Eukaryota, Metazoa, Chordata, Actinopteri, Characiformes, Serrasalmidae. The transcript has 17 exons. The coding region runs from base 297 to 5015 and encodes 1572 amino acids.
GCCAUUUGAAACUCAUGUUGUCGCAGUGGUUAAAUGAGAGAAUGCUGCCAUCUAGUGUGCGAUUUGACUCAACCCCAAUGAGACUAUAAGGAACUUAACAUGCAGCAAGUGACAACGACAAAAUCAAAACGCUCCCAUUAUAAGCAAUGAAGCUGCGUAUCUACAUCAAUGCGGAGCGACGCUCUGCCAUUCCACCUCAAAUGGAAGAAGAGAAACUAAUCCAUGAAGUGGAGAAGAGAGGACUUCAGCAGUAAACAAUCUGGAGAGAAGCUGCCAGAGUGCUGGAAGAGAGAAGUAUGAAAAGGCAAGAAUCAAAGCAAGAUGAGGAAGUUAAAGAUGAUUUUGCAAAAAGGCCCAGAAGAACCUCAACAGAGUCAGAGGUUGAGGUGUCAGGAAAACCAGCUUCACCUGUUUCCAGCUGUGCAUCCAUGAAGAGUGAUGCAUCCAUGAACUGGCAGGACAAGUUUUGCCAAGGACAAACAAGCACUGGAAAAAGUGCUGAAACAGGGAGACCACAGUCACCAUCUCCUAGCUUUAUCUCUAUGAAGAGUAACAAGUCACUAGACCGACCAAUAAAGUUCAACCAGGGAGAAAAGAGCAGUGGAGAAAAUUGGCCAACCUCAGCAACAGCACUACAGGGAUACACACUGCGAGACACCUCUGAACACCAGGAGGGGACACUCUGCCCAGAGCACAACAUGCCUAUGGAAGUGUUCUGCAAGACAGACCAGACCCUGAUCUGUAAACUGUGCCCAACUCCAGAACACAGAGGCCACAAGAGAAGAUACAUGAAAAGAGACAGAUCAGGAAAACCAGCUUCACCUGUUUCCAGCUGUGCAUCCAUGAAGAGUGAUGCAUCCAUGGACUGGCAGGACAAGUUUUGCCAAGGACAAACAAGCACUGGAAAAAGUGCUGAAACAGGGAGACCACAGUCACCCUCACCUAGCUAUAUCUCUAUGAAGAGUAACAAGUCACUAGACCGACCAAUAAAGUUCAACCAGGGAGAAAAGAGCAGUGGAGAAAAUUGGCCAACCUCAGCAACAGCACUACAGGGAUGCACACUGCGAGACACCUCUGAACACCAGGAGGAGAGACUAUGCCCAGAGCACAACAUGCCUAUGGAAGUGUUCUGCAAGAGAGACCAGACCCUGAUCUGUAAACUGUGCCCAACUCUGAAACACAGAGGCCACAAGAAAAGCUACACAACAAAAGCCAGGGUCCUCCAGGAGCUUGACACAGUGUGUUUACUUGAGCAAAUACUACACAACAUAGACAAGAAUGAGUUCAUGAAUUAUCUGUGUCAAAAUUACCCCGAAUGCUUUGAGUCUCCUCAGGAUGCUCAUGAUGUCCAUGAAGCAUCUGAACUUGUCCUGGAGAGCUUUGGCUCAGAGGGUGCUCUAAAGAUAGCUUUAAAGUUCAUGCUGGAGAAAGGGAAAAACCUUAAGAACGUACAGGAUCAUCUUAAGUCUAAACUACAAGAUCAUCUUAAAUCUAAAUUUGAGUGCAUACGUGAGGGAAAUGCUCAACAAGCGAAUCCAAUCCCUUUAAAUGAGAUCUUCACAGAGCUCCUGAUUACAGAAGGAGGGAGCGGAGAUGUGAAUAUAGAACAUGAAGUCAGGUUGAUCGAGGAAGCAUCAAAAAACAAAGGCAUUCGAGAGAACGCAAUAAAAUACAACAACAUCUUUAAACCUUUACCUGGACAGAGAAAACGCAUCAGAACUGUGCUCACAAAGGGCAUCGCUGGGAUCGGGAAAACAGUCUCUGUGCACAAAUUCAUCCUGGACUGGGCAGAAGGGAAGGCAAACCAGGACAUCGACUUCAUGUUUCCACUCCCUUUUCGUGAUCUGAAUUUGAAGGAAAAUGACAAAUAUAGCUUAAUUCAACUUCUUCAUCAGUACUUUCCAGAACUCAAAGAACUACAAACUAUUAGGAGUGAGGAAGUAAAGACUGUGUUUAUCUUUGAUGGUCUGGACGAGUGCCGACUUCCUCUUGAUUUCAAGAACAAUGAAAUGUGCUGUGACCCUACAAAGAAAACGUCUGUGGAUGCGCUGCUAACAAAUCUCAUUCAGGGGAAUAUACUUCCCUCUGCUCUUCUCUGGAUAACCUCCCGACCAGCAGCAGUCAGUCAGAUCCCUCCUGAUUGUGUUGACCAGGUUACGGAGGUCCGAGGAUUUAAUGAUUCUGAAAAAGAGGAGUACUUCCGGAAGAGGUUCAGUGAACCAGGCCUUGCUGACAGAAUUGUUGCACAUAUAAAGUCUUCAAGGAGCCUCCACAUUAUGUGCCAUAUUCCAGUCUUCUGUUGGAUAUCAGCCACAGUUCUGGAGAAAAUGUUAGAUAAACCAGACUGUGAAGAAGUGCCUAAAACUCUGACUCAGAUGUACACCCACUUUCUUAUUAUUCAAACUCAAAUGAAGAACAAGAAGUACCAUGGAGUGAUUAGGAACGAUAUACACAUGACAAAAUUGGACAAGGAGGUGAUCUCAAAACUAGGAAAUCUAGCGUUUCUGCAGUUGGAGAAGGGAAAUCUUAUUUUCUAUGAAAAAGAUCUGACAGAAUGUGGUAUAGAUGUCAGCAAAGCAUCCGAGUACUCUGCAAUUUGCACAGAAAUCUUCAAAGAAGAGUUUGGAUUAUACCGGGAGAAAGUCUUCUGCUUUGUGCACCUGAGCAUUCAGGAGCAUCUCGCUGCAGUGUAUGUGCAACUCAAAUUUAUAAACAGCCACAUAAAUGUACUCAGUCAAGACCCAGAGAGCAAUACCUUGAAGAUGUCAGAUUUGCACAAGAGUGCUGUGGACAGAGCCUUGCGGAGUCAGAACGGACACUUUGACCUUUUCCUUCGCUUUCUUCUUGGUCUUUCACUUCAAUCCAGUCAGGUUCUUUUGGGAGAUCUACUGUCAAAAAGUUGUGUGGAAAGCUUUGAGGAAACUGUGGACUACAUUAAGGAGAAGAUCAAAAAUGAAUCUUCAGCAGAAAGGGCCAUCAAUCUGUUCCACUGUCUGAAUGAAUUGAAUUACAACUCGUUGGUGGAAGAAAUCCAGAGUUUCUUGAGAUCAGCCAGGCAUUCUCAGACAGAGCUCCAACCUGACCAGUGCUCUGCUCUGGCCUAUGUGCUGCUAACUUCAGAGGAUGUGCUGAAUGAAUUUGACUUGAAGAUGUACAACACAUCUCCUGAAGGAUAUCGGAGGUUGUUACCAGUUGUCAGGACUUCAAGAAAAGCCAUUCUUGCUGGUGUCAAUCUCACAAAUGAAUCUUGUGAAACUCUAACUUCAGUUCUCCAAUCAUCUAACUCACAUCUGACCGAACUGGACCUCAGCUCCAACAGUCUGGGAGAUUUAGGAGUCAAGUUUCUCUGUGCUGGGCUCUCAGAUCCGCAUUGUAAAUUAGAGAAACUGAAUCUCAGUCACAAUGAUCUAGAAGACAUAGGAGUAAAGCUGCUUUGUGAAUGUCUGAUGAGUCCACACUGUAAGCUGCAGACACUUGGUUUAGCUGGCACCAGCUUCUCAGAACAAUCUUGUGAAUUGAUGGCCUCAGUUUUUGAGUCUGUAAAUUCACAUCUGGAACAGCUGGACCUUGGCUGCAACAGCAUGAAAGACUCUGGAGUGAAGCUGCUUUCUGCUGGACUGAAAAGUUUACACUGUAAACUAGAGAAACUUGGGUUGGACAAAUGUGACCUUACACAUGAAUCUUGUGAAGCUUUGACAGCUGUUCUGCAGUCAAGCAACUCAUGCAUGAGAGAUCUGGAUCUUAGCUACAAUAAACUGGGAGACUCAGGAAUGAAGUGGCUCUGUGAUGGACUAACACAUCCAAACUGCAAACUGGAGAAACUUGAUCUCAGCUACAAUAACCUUGGCCAUUCUGGAGUAAAAGUUCUCUGUGCUGGACUGAUGAACCCAGACUGUAAACUGAAGAGUAUAAGACUUGCUGAUGUUGGCAUUCUGGAGGGGACAUGUGAAACUCUCACCUCAGUUCUAGAGUCAGCAAAUCCACACCUGAGAGAGCUGGAUGUCAGCAACAACUACAUGGGAGAUUCAGGAGUGAAACUGCUAUGUUCUGGACUGCAGAGCCCAAACUGCAAACUAGAGAAACUGAGACUGUGCUGGUGUAAUAUCACAGACAGAUGCUGUUCAAAUCUAGCCUCAGUGUUGAGUUCCCUCUCUUGCUUGAGAGAACUUGAGCUGAGAGACAAUGACCUGCAGGAUUCAGGUGUGAAGCAGCUUUGUGCUGGUCUUCAGGAUCCACAGUGCACACUGCAGAAACUGAGUCUUUCAGGGUGUUGUGUUACAGAAGAAGGUUGUUCUGCUCUAGGUUCUGCUUUGAGCUCAAAUCAUUCAGAGCUAAAAGAGCUUGACCUCAGCUAUAAUCAUCCUGGAGAACAAGGGUUGAGACAGCUGUCCACCAUACUGGAUGAUCCAUGCUGUAAACUGGAGAAACUGAAUGUGGAAUACUGCAGUGAGUUCAGAAACAAACCAGGACUGAAGAAAUAUGCCUGUGAAAUCACGUUUGACCCAAACACAGCACACCGAACCCUGUCUCUGACUGGGAACAGAAAGGUGACAAUGACGAAAGGGGAGCAGCCGUACCCCGACCAUCCAGACCGGUUUGAGUUCUAUGCUCAGCUUUUGUGUAGAAAAAGCUUGUGCAGGGCUCGCUUCUACUGGGAAGCUGAGUGGACUGGGGAUGCUGUUUACAUAGGGGUGACUUACAAAGGGAUCAACAGGAAAGGUCGUGGGAAUGAUUGCAAACUGGGAACAAAUAACAAAUCUUGGAUUCUGUUUUGUUCGGAUGAUGAGUGUUAUGUCAGUUACAAUGCCAAAGACACUGCCAUUCCUUCUCCCAACCCCUCCAAAAGAAUGGGAGUCUAUCUGGACUGGCAAGCUGGCACACUCUCCUUCUAUAUCAUUUCCCCGGAUAGAGCGUACCACACAUAUACAUUUCACACCACCUUCACUGAGCCCUUGUAUCCAGGCAUCAGGGUUCAUAGCUAUAAUGGUACAGUCACAUUAUGUGAGCUAAAGUAACACAUGAACACACAUUUUAAGGAAAACAUUGGAGUAAAUGGCUGUCAAACUCUGGUCCUUUUAAUGAUGAGUUCAUGGUUCAUGCAGAUCUUCUCAACCAGUCCUCUGAAUUCUGCUACCAUAGGAUACUAAUAGCUUACUCAUAUAAUACGUGUUUGGAUGCAUCUGCACUUGUUAUGAUUCUCCAUUCAUUUAUUCACCUUUUUCCUUUAAUAUGUCACCCAUCUGUAUGUUCACCCUUUAUUUAUUUUGUUAAUUAUUUUGUUAAUUGGUGUUUUUGUGUCAUGUUUUGUUUUAUUUAUGUAGUUCUUUAAAAGAGAACAGGAUGUUUACAGCUCAAAUGCAGUCAUUUUAUUUACCAUUUAACACCACUGGUGAACCUUAA